Messenger RNA from Lindgomyces ingoldianus, 2402 nucleotides. Its product is annotated as mitochondrial division protein 1. The coding region runs from base 138 to 2138 and encodes 666 amino acids. Gene Ontology annotation, molecular function: protein binding. NCBI's taxonomy places the organism in Eukaryota, Fungi, Ascomycota, Dothideomycetes, Pleosporales, Lindgomycetaceae. Gene Ontology annotation, biological process: negative regulation of transcription by RNA polymerase II. The transcript is spliced from 3 exons. Gene Ontology annotation, cellular component: transcription repressor complex; nucleus. The record is from RefSeq and is a predicted model, not a curated record.
CACGACUUGUCCCGCUCUCCAUUGAGCCGUCUGAGGAAGACCUGCCAUUGUGCCCUGAUAUCCCCUCCGGUCACGAUGUUCAGCAGUAUCUGAAGCGACCGCGUCCCUCGCUCCUUCUCUCCUUUCACCGCUUUCCCAUGGACUCCUCCGAUGGCCGCAAUGGCUCGCCACAGCGUGGCAGGUCGACCAGUCCGCGGCCCAUGACGCCGCCAGAUGACGAUGCGAGUAUCAUCGAUGGCCUGCCUGAUCCGCGCCAGAUUCAAGCUUUUGGGCGAAAAGUCACAGCUACCGCUGGACACCUCAUAGGCGCGGAGGGCGUCGGCCAGCACUACCAAAAUGCCCUCGGAGAGCUCCACCGAGAAUUGCGACGUCCAAUGCUGCAGCGAUCCGUCUUUUCCUUCGCUCAAACCACCCCACGCGAGCUUGUGCGGUCGAGGAUGUCUAUACCCGAGAUCCAACAACGAGCCCUGGCAUUCCUUCCCGACGAGCUUCUCAGCAACAUCCCCGAAGAUAAUAACGCUUACUCGCUGUUCGAGGGGUUCCAGGCCUCGUUGCCUGAAGAGCAUGGCCGGAAAAAGAAACAUGCGAAGCACAACUCUAGGGGCCAGAGGCUGCUGGGAGAGGCGGCCGAGGAAGACGACCCAAAUCUGCCACCUUCAAUGGUCUCGCUGAAGAGCCAAAAGCAUAGCCUGAGCCAUCGGCUGGAGAUGAUGGGUGUGAGAAAGCACAUGUGUGCGGCUGAAAUUCAUGAAAUCGACAACAAGAUUGCAAAUUUAAACACAAUGCGCAAAAUCGUGCUCGAUAGGUUAGCGGGCCUAGAGUACGAAGAAGCCGACUUGGAACAGGAGCUGCUGGACGUCGAUAACAAAAUCGAAGACCUGCAGGAGGAGCUCGAAGACGCUGCUGCACUCGCUCCGAAAUCUCCUACUACGUCCACUACUGUGAGCAAUGAAGACGGCUCAACUGAGUUCAUGUCCGAGUCUAUAUACCAAAAGAUACCCUCCCCAAAGUCUAAACGCAAACGGGUAAUGCGACGCAAAUCCAUGCCUAUCCUCCAUGAGCACUUGGAGCCAGGGUCGAAGAUUAAAGAGAUCCAAGCUCACAACGAUGUUAUCACGGCAUUGGAUUUUGAUGCGCCAUGGGGCACGCUGGUAACCGCAGCACUAGACGACACUGUAAGGGUGUGGGACUUAAGUGCUGGGCGCUGCAUAGGCCUUCUUGAAGGCCAUCUCUCAUCCGUACGCUGCCUCCAGGUUGAUGAAAAUAUCGUGGCCACUGGGUCUAUGGACGCCUCUAUUCGGUUAUGGGAUCUUAGCAAGGCCGAAUACGCCCCAUUGGACAACCGCAUAAAUAAAGAUGGAGAAGAGGAGGAAGACGAUGGCUUGACUUUUGAAAACGCGGAGGAUGCCCCUCCACCCCCACCUCCGACAAUCAUGCAGGACUGCCCCCUAUUCUCACUCGAAUCUCAUGUCGAUGAGGUCACCGCAUUGCAUUUCAGAGGCGACACCUUGGUCUCUGGCUCCGCGGAUAAGACUUUGCGACAGUGGGAUCUGGUCAAGGGAAGAUGUGUGCAGACGCUUGAUGUCCUCUGGGCAGCAGCACAGACGACUGCAUCCCUAAAUACGAACAACGGCCAGUGGCGACAAACAGGGCGCGUUUCAGAUGCCUCGGCUGAUUUUGUCGGUGCAAUCCAGGUCUUUGAUGCAGCUUUAGCAUGCGGCACUGCAGACGGAAUGGUACGUCUUUGGGAUUUGCGAAGCGGCCAAGUGCAUCGAAGCCUGGUCGGGCACACAGGUCCAGUUACAGCCCUACAGUUCGAUGAUGUCCAUUUGGUGACCGGGAGCAUGGACAGGAGCAUUCGAAUAUGGGACCUGCGGACUGGUUCCAUUUACGAUGCCUACGCCUAUGACAACGCCGUGUCCAGCAUGAUGUUCGACGCUCGCCGCAUUGUUUCGGCGGCCGGCGAAGACGUAGUGAAAGUGUACGACAAAACUGACGGCCGACAUUGGAACUGCGGGCCUGGCGUCGGGGUAGACGACGACGCCACGGCCCUUUCUACCAUCGAACGCGUACGGAUUAAGGAUGGUUACAUGGUGGAAGGCCGCAAAAAUGGCAUGAUUGGAGUUUGGUCAUGUUAGUCCUUGAAGGUAUGCAUACGCGUAUAUAUGGGAAAUAUAGGCUAGACGCUGGACUUUGGCAUAGAUGAGGCUUGUAUUACCACCGAGUACUAGUAUCGCAUCAAGUUUGUCUAACAUUAUUAUGUAAUUCUGCAUGCGAAUGUAGAAUAUGCCAUUCGCGGGUUAUGAGAACAAGCGACUCGGCAGGGGGAGAGGGUCACGAGCGAUCAGAGCUGUUCUGCAGGCUUGAGUGUUCGGAAAGGCUAAGAAGGUGGUCACCAAGCC